This is a messenger RNA of Cotesia glomerata, 2572 nucleotides long. RefSeq names its product 43 kDa receptor-associated protein of the synapse homolog. Gene Ontology annotation, cellular component: synapse. Gene Ontology annotation, biological process: chemical synaptic transmission. The coding region runs from base 728 to 2329 and encodes 533 amino acids. The transcript is spliced from 11 exons. Gene Ontology annotation, molecular function: protein-membrane adaptor activity; acetylcholine receptor binding. Lineage: Eukaryota; Metazoa; Arthropoda; Insecta; Hymenoptera; Braconidae. The record is from RefSeq and is a predicted model, not a curated record.
CGACAGUCCACCCUCAGCCAUCGCACCGACUUAUUCGCAUUAUCGUGUUCUCAAUCACUAUUAUACGCGUAUCUCCACGUAUAUAUACGACAUAUGUAUGUACGUUAUAAAGCUUACUCAUAUUUACGAUAGACCGAUUGUAGAUAGAACCCGCAAGCUUUUAAUGCGAGUUACUUCGAGAAUCGAUUGCCGUUUUUGUUUUUAUCAGUGAAGUGAUUGACAAGUGAGUUUUGUUUAAGAGGAAUUUAAUAACUACAAAAAGUUUUUUGGUCAUUAUUUAAAUAAAAAUUUUAAAUAAAUCACAGAUCAAGAUGGCAUCAAGAACUCGUGGAUUGCCUGGAUAAAUUUGAAAAUAUUUAAAAAAUAAUAGACAGAAUACGUAAACAGCGAUUCAAAUAUACCAUAUUUUAUAUUUAAAAAUUAUCGUAAUAUUUUUUUACAUAAAAGUAAUUGUAGUUAAAGUUAAAAAUAAUCAUAACAAGUUUUUGAGAGUAACAAAUGUGAAUUGAAGUGUGGCGUAAUUUAAUAGAUAGAUAAAGUAUAAAAUUGUGGUAGCGGGUGUUAAGUUACAAGUGAAGUUGGCAUGUAUUGUUUAAGCGUGGCAUGCAAGUGCGGUGGUGGUGUUAGAGAUAAUGACACUAGGGAGAGAUGAGUCUGGAGCUGGGAUACAACAGGAGAAGAGGAAACGAACGAGUUGGAGUGGAGCAACAACAGAAGAGAUACAGCCAUGUCAUGGGAGUCUGUCGCGUCCAAGCAUUACCUUGGGAGUUCGGGGAGUCAUCAACUAUCGGCAACAGCGUUACUCGGAAGCCCAGAUGAUUGUGGAUACGUUUAUCAAUUUGCUGAAGAGGAUUAUCAAAGUGAAUAUCAAAAUGGGAGUACUGAUAGCCAGUACAAAAAUAGCAGAACUGGCGCUGGAAUAUGGGAGUGUCUUAUCGGUUGUAGGCAUCGAUUUGAUCAACAAAUAGCAAGGAGACGUGUGGAGCAAGGAUUAAAAUUAUAUCGAGCACACAAACAGCAAGCGGCGGUGCGGAAAUGGCGAGGAGCAUUAAAAAAUAUCCGACAACGAGAAGACAAAUUUACUCUACUAGGAUAUCUUUACCAAGCGUAUAUGGACUGGGGAAAAUACAGGGAUAGCAUAGACUUUGCGCUCCGACAGUUGAGUAUCUCUGACGAGCAGGACUCGCCUAACAUGCGGGCUGAAGCUUAUUUAAAUUUAGCCAGGGCACAUGAGAGACUUGGUCUUCUUGACAAGGCUUUGGGAUACGCUCGACACAGUCUCUACAAUGAGUGUGACCAAUGUGCGACAGCUGGACUAGUUCACUUGACUGUCGGCAGAGUACAUUUGGAACUAGCUGGAUUCUGCAAAGCGCUGGAAGCUUUUCAGAGGGCUCACAAAAUUGCUCAUUCCAUUCAAGAUCCUUCUUUAGAACUUCAGGUGUACGUGGGACUGUCUGAAUUAUUCUGUCGCCUUCAGGACGCUGAAAAAAGUGCUAGAUACGCUGCAAGAGCGUAUGAUCUCUCAAGAAGCUUACAGCUCGCUGAUUUAAAUUCUAGACACCAUCGUGCAGCUUUGUUGCAAAUGGCAACUGCGUUGAGGAAGAAAGGCGAGCUUGGUGACGCUCACGAUUACUGUUCGGAAGCAACUCGAUUGUCUUUAGUAUCUGGGGAUCAAGCCAGUUAUGCACGAAGUAUACGAAUAAUGGGAGAUAUCUACCGUAAAAAAUCGGAAAUAAGUAAAGCCUUUCGACAGUACGAGAGUGCUAUGGGAUCGGCAGCAGCGACUGGAGAUCGAUUGUGUCAAAUGGAAGCUAUGGAUGGUGCUGCCAGGUGUCUAGAAGCUUUACGACUUCAACAUAAAAUCUGUAAUUGCCGACCGUUAGAAUUUAACACAAGGUUACUUGAAGUUGCAAGCUCUGUUGGUGCCAAGUUACUCGUGAGAACGGUGCGAUGCAGACUAUCGCGAAUCUACGGUUCUCUAGGCGAUGAAGAGCAGAAAAAUCAUCAUGAAAGACUGGCUGCUGCUACUGAAGAGGACUUGGAGCUGAGAUGUGGAGGAUGCAAUGAGUCUUUUGGCUUAGAAGCUGACACUCUUGAAGCAUUGCCGUGUUCACAUAUUCUCCAUGCUCGAUGUGCGUACGACAUACUGAAGAGACGUGACAAAAAGAAAAAACGACUUUGUCCCGAUUGUCAUAAAUCUGUAAGCUCACGUUUAUAUUUACAUUGCGAUGAUUCUCAUGAUUUGAAUCAGAGUUCAUUGAGCUUGGCGUCAUUAAAAGCUAGCAGUCUAGCAACUUUGAAUGACUGCCACGCUACAAGUAGUGUUUAAUUUUUUGUAUGUACUUUUUUUAUUUUUCUAUUUUUUUUUUUUUUUUUUUUUUUUAUUAUGUGUGAAAUAAAUUAUUUUGAUUUUUAAAAUGUAGGAAUUCAAAAUGUUUUAUUGUAAUGACUAAUGAGUUUUUUUAACGGUGAAAAUCGGUAGCCCAAAUCCAACGAAAAUCACCCUCAAGUGUGUAGAAUUUAUCAACGUGUUCAAUACGUUUAAUUGAAUUGAAAUUAUUAUGAGAAAUAA